GGACGCUUCCCGCUGACUCUGGUGCUCGACAACAUCCGCAGCGCACACAACGUGGGCUCGCUCCUGCGCGCUGCCGAGGCUGCGCGCGUCGAGAGCGUGCACCUCUGCGGGAUCACGCCCGCGCCGCCGCACGCGUCGGUGCUCAAGACGGCGCUCGGCGCGGCCGAGUACGUGCCGCACGAGCGGUCGCCGUCGACGCUCGCGACGGUACGUGGGUUGCAGGCGCGCGGUGUGGCUGUGUGGGCCGCGGAGACCUGCCCGGGCCGCUCUGUCGACUUGCGCGAGGCUGCGCUGCCGCAACCGCUCGCCCUCGUUCUGGGCAACGAGCUGAUCGGCGUCGACACGCAGGUGCUGGACGCAUGCGACGGCGUCGUCAGCAUCCCAAUGUUUGGCGUCAAGAACUCGAUCAACGUGGGGACGGCGGGGGCCAUCGUCCUGUGGGAGGCGCUGCGGCAG
This is a messenger RNA of Emiliania huxleyi CCMP1516, 456 nucleotides long. RefSeq lists its product as hypothetical. The transcript has a single exon. The record is from RefSeq and is a predicted model, not a curated record. Gene Ontology annotation, cellular component: cytosol. Gene Ontology annotation, molecular function: RNA binding; RNA methyltransferase activity. The annotation marks the transcript as partial. Gene Ontology annotation, biological process: RNA processing; RNA methylation. Lineage: Eukaryota; Haptophyta; Isochrysidales; Noelaerhabdaceae.